UCUCGUCUCCCCAGUCCCUCCCUCCGCUCGCGCUUGCGAAGAGCUCUCACGGACGCGGGGAUGGCGGGGCUUCUAGAAGCCCUGGCCCCCUACCUGCCCAAGGCAGCGGCCGCUGCGCUCGCCGCCUCCUCCUCCACGGGCCGCUUGUUGCUCGACCGCGCGGCCUUGGGCUCUGCGCACACCGCCCACGCGUCCGCUGCAAUGCGCGCGGCUCUGCGCGCGGCCGACCACGCCGCGGCCGCUCAGCGCGCGGCCGAACACGCCGCCGCCUGCGCGUCGAGGGCCGCCACCUCCCGCGCCCUUCGUCCUCAGCACGGGGGCGCGUCGGAUCCCGCGACGCUUGCGCCACCGCGCAUCGCCUCCCCCGCGGCGACCCAUUCGGGCGAGGACGACUACUUGUGCUCCUCCGACGCGCUGGGCUCCGAGGCCAUCGCGGCCGUGGGAUUCGGUGUCGACUUGGCCUCCCCAGAAUUUCUGCUGGCGCCGUGGGAUGAGAUUCUCCUUCCGCCAUGGGAGCCCAGUGAGAUGAGUAUCCGAGACAUGCUGCGCGGCGAUACCGCGGCGGCUGUACGGCCGGGCGAGAGGUACGGCCAGCUCUACCCUCCGUCCUGCUCCCCGCUGCCGCCGCACUUCGCUUCCUCCUCGCCGCUGGUGGUACCGACGGCCGCAGCCGCACGCAUCGCAGCCGACAUCAGCACCUGCCCCGACCCAUCCUCGCUGCAUGAUCCGAUUGGAGCUUCUGCUGCCCGUGCGACUCUCAUCGCCGGGUCCCGCGUCGGCUACCCGUGGAGCUCCCGUCACAUGCCUACAGGCACAGCAGGCUUCGGUGAAGAAGUCAAGCCCCCGGAUGUUCGUUAUGUGAUCAAUUUGAUGAAUGAGAUGCUAUUAAACUCAGAGGAAGAGUUAAUGUUCCGGGGAGCUUACCAAAAAAGAUUUGGUGCAUCCCUACAUUUCCAAAUCAUGGAGGGCAUUUCUCGGUUCGAGCGGAAGCAGGAUUUGUAUGCCAAGACCCAGGAGAAGGUACUAGAGCACGUGGAGAAACUUGCUGAGCUUUCAGACCAACUAAAACAGAAACCGUCUUGGGGAACUUUUGUUGUAUUCGGGCGCAAGAUAGAUGUCCUGACCAUUCUAAGAUUCUUCGGUAUUUGGUUUUAGCCCCCCUCAUCAAAAAGAAUUCCACACAUGGGGCUUCUUCUCACCAGUCACCAAAGAGAAUGAGAAGAGCAUUGGCAGCUCCUAUUAGAGAGCAGGCAGAUCCAGUAGCAGCUAAGCCUCGCUGAACAUGAACAUUCCCAUUAGUUGAAACUAAUGUGAUUACGACAAACUAUUGGGUGUUAUACGGUAGAGAUGGAUUUGACAUCUCAGACAUCACUUGAGCAAACGGUUUCAUCGUAUGGCAUGCUGAAUGUGGUUCUUAAACUGCCUUGAGUACCAUGUUAUUGUGAUCAUUUUCAUAGUGCUGAUUGCUUAUGUUCGGUGCC
This is a messenger RNA of Panicum virgatum (switchgrass), 1481 nucleotides long. RefSeq lists its product as uncharacterized. The transcript has 5 exons. The record is from RefSeq and is a predicted model, not a curated record. The coding region runs from base 61 to 1155 and encodes 364 amino acids. Lineage: Eukaryota; Viridiplantae; Streptophyta; Magnoliopsida; Poales; Poaceae.